Messenger RNA from Pseudonaja textilis, 620 nucleotides. RefSeq names its product mitochondrial ribosomal protein L57 (gene MRPL57). Gene Ontology annotation, biological process: mitochondrial translation. Gene Ontology annotation, cellular component: mitochondrial ribosome. The record is from RefSeq and is a predicted model, not a curated record. Lineage: Eukaryota; Metazoa; Chordata; Lepidosauria; Squamata; Elapidae. Gene Ontology annotation, molecular function: structural constituent of ribosome.
UGCUCUCGCGACAGGCGAGACUUGAGGUUCGUUUGGCGUAGCGGCCCUCGGAGCGCUGUUUGGCUCGAACCGGAUCGCUCGUGCCGAGAAGGACGCAUCGACGAGGCCCGGUGAGUCGGGAAAGGGCCUUGUGUGGGGGCAAGGGAACGUGCGGCGGCCCGUGGCCUCAUAGGCGACGCUGACGCUGUAGGCAUGUUUCUGACUCGAGUACUGUUUCGAAACAGAAUUCCUGGAAAACAAUGGAUUGGUAAACACAGACGGCCAAGAUUCGUUACUCAUUUAAUGAAAGCAAAUAUGAUUAGGAGACUUGAAAUUGAAGCUGAAAAUCAUUAUUGGCUAAGUUGUCCAUAUAUGACAGAAGAGCAGGAGUAUCGCCAUGAUGAAGAAAAUGUACUUGCGUUAAGGCAGCAAAGAAUAGCUGAAGAUAGAGCAAAGUUUCCUGAACACAAGUAUGCUUCAGAAUAUCUGAAACACCUUAACGUGACCAAGAAAUGGGCAGAUUCCUGAUGUAUGUCCUUUGCCAUUCUAAUAGAUUUUGUGGAUUCAGUGGGCCUGCUUUUAGUGGCAAUGAAACAAUGCACCAAGUCAAUAAAUAAAUAUAUUAUUCUUGUUUUCAAUCA